Trichobilharzia regenti is the source of this 1461-nucleotide messenger RNA. Lineage: Eukaryota; Metazoa; Platyhelminthes; Trematoda; Strigeidida; Schistosomatidae. The record is from the annotation of a GenBank genome assembly.
AUGACAUCUUUCCUAUUGAGUGAAAAAGUUAAACAUAGCAUCAGUGAUUCAACAGACUUCUCGAAUUACAACAACAAAAGUUUCAGUAGUGAUAUUUUGGAUGGGAAAAAUUUUACAGUCUACGCAUUACCUGGUUAUUAUAAUAUAUGGAAAUCUAUCCUUCUUGGAAUUAUAUUAACAUUUCUUCGUGAAAGAUAUAUGCGUAAAAAUCUAACAAACUGGUUUCUAGUUUCACUCGCUAUAGCUGAUUUAUUGGUGGGUACUAUAGUUAUGCCAUUUGCUAUUUUUCAUACUCUAAAUGAUGAAUAUUGGCCAUUCGGUCGUGAAUGGUGUGAUGGAUGGCAUGCAUUCGAUGUAUUAAGUUCAACAGCGUCAAUACUAAAUUUAUGCGCAAUAGCACUGGAAAGAUUCUGGGCAACAGAGAAUCCUAUCACACAUACAUCGAUGAGAACACGACGUCAUUGUUUACUUAUGCUUGCAUUUGUAUGGAUAUGUUCAAUUCUUAUUUCAUUUCCUGCUAUAUUAUGGUGGAGAAAUACACAAGAUUAUAUAGCCUCAUCCUCUUACAUUUGCCAGUUUACAUCGGACAGCAUUUAUUUAAUAGUCUCAUCUUGUGUAUCAUUUUAUAUUCCGUUAAUUGUUAUGCUCAUCGUUUAUGCUCGUAUUUAUCAGACAGCAAGUAAUUUAAUGAAAAGUUUAAAAAGUGGUGAAAAAAUUGUUGUUUAUUCACAUCCUAAAUUUAAUUCACCGCCAAAUUUCAAGUUUUUAACAAAUAAUUCAUCAAAUGAACAAAAGAAAAAAUCAUGGUUUAAGACAAGUAAAAACAAAAUAAAACCGAAUGAAUUUAUGCCAUCACAUUUCUCUAUGUCUCAAGGAGAUACGAUGGUUCUUCGUAUACAUCGUGGUGGAAAAGUUGAUACUAUUAAUUCUAAUAUCAAUAAUAAUAGUCAUAAUAACAAUGAUAAUAACAAGUUGAAAACACAUAAGUUAAAGGCUUAUUCUAACCGAAAUCAUUAUUUUGAUAAGAAUAAAAUUAAACAAAAGAAGACAGGCAACGCGAUAAAAUUCACAAAUUCUGUUUGUUUAAAUGAUAAGCGUAAAAUUAACACAAUGUCAAACACAAAUACAAGAAUCAAUAUGACAACGAGGACCCCUAUAACUAAUAGUGUUUUAUCUAAUUCUGCAUUACCACCACUGGGGAAGCGCAGUAAAACAGACAUGAAAAUUGUUAAACCAAAGUGGAAACAUACAUAUUCUUUGACACAAAUAUCCACGCAUUCACAAAUAUUUUCUGAUGGACUUAAUAGUGGUAAAGUAAUCAAUUAUCAAAUGAAAAGUGAACUUAAUUUCAGACGAUCACAUUCUUCUGGCAUUCUAAACUACUUAUCGCAAUCGCAUCCAGUGAUGCAAUGCUUUAAGAGACAUCAACAUCAAAGCAACAAAUAUCACCUUAUCAUUUAA